AUGCUGCCGAAUAACGAGGUUCGCGUGCCCCGUCCGCGGAUUGGGCAGCCCGCAGUCCCGCGCGACAUCACCGCUGAAUUUACGGCCGCCGCGUCGAAAUUGAACACAGGGCAACUCGUUAAAGAUGAGACGUUCACGCUAUUCGAGGCCGUGGGCGCAUUGGAGAUUAUGGAUUCGAAAAUGGACAGUGGCUACAUAGCCCCCGGGGAAAAUCUCGAGCAGGCUCUCGAAGACGACUACGAUGUUCGAAAGCCAUUGACACCAGAAGAAAUAGUGGGCUUGAUGGACCAGCUGCUGUGCCAUGAGGUUGGAGACACCGUGGCAUGGCACAAGGGACAUCCUCUCUCGCAAACGCUAUUUACAUCAAUUUACCUUGACAGGUUAUUGUGGCCAGUGCCGAGGACUAUUGAGGAUGCGCGGUUUGACCGUGUGCCGAGCGAGUCGCCUCUGGUCAGCCUUGUCCUGCGAGCUUAUUGUCUCUCACUGGUCAAGGCAUGCGAUCUCGUCCAUGCCCGAGUGGCUACCGAAUACUACUACGAGGAAGAGGAUUUUGUCAGCCAAUUAUACAACCGAAAUUUGCUUUCUGCAAUCCAUAUCUCCCGCUUUCACGAACUGCUGGAUCAGGCGACCGCCUGGCUCGCCGAACAGGCUGAUAUUGACCAGAAGCUCAAAGAUGCUAUCCGCUGUAGACUUGCAUUCCGACAUGGGUUCCUAUCUGCGUUAGAUCAGGACCUAGAAGUCCUUGAAACCAGAGAUACACACAAUUUCGAGUCGUGUCUGUCGGAACUCGGACCUUUAACAGAGUCGGUCUCUCUGGGGAAGCCAAUUCCAGAGGCUUUCAGCUUGAAAAUUCAGCGGAAGCUGGCUAGCACUGUGCCCCCUCGCCCGAUGGUUAAUAUUAGCUGCGAUGAUGCACUGGCACAUCUCAAACGGCUGUGUCAAGACGCGAUAGACAUGCAGCAGAUGCUUGACUAUACCGGCCCAAGCAACUUUAAGACCGCUGUCUGGACUCUACUUUCUCGAAAACCUCAACCGUCAAUCUACAUCCGCUGCCUCCUCCAGGCAUUGAUCGUUAGUAAUUAUAACAUCCUUGGGACUGUUCCUGUCAAAGACUUCUUAUUUGGAGAGUUGGCGGAACUGGUGCUACCUGCCAGCAUAUUGCUCGAAGCGAAUACGGAUGAUGUGGAAGUCCCGUCUGAUCCCCGGUUUCAAAUUGCGCUGAAGAUGGAUGGCUUCAUGAAGCGAUUCUCUCAGCCAUUUGUCGAUACGGUGCGAUGCGCUUGUCUGAAUCGCUGUCGCCUCCGCCGCACACUCUGCCAUACUAUUCUUGAUUGGGACAAUCUGCAGAUGGAAGCCGAAGAACUCGAUCUUGAGCUUCGCACGUUGAGCGCAGAGCCGCCACUACAAUUCCAAGGGGGUGAACCAACUUGGUCUUUCCCUCUCAGCAGCUGGGCCUAUCAUCAAAAGCUGGUCCAAUUCCGACUCAUUCUUCAGAUGGGCUUCGAGCUUUCCAUUUACGCCCCUGAGGAACUCCCGGGGAUGUAUUGGUACCUGUCUCACAUUUGCUCCACACACCUUGGUCACAUUGACCGCAUUCGCACGUUCACAGUAGCCGCGCGAAAGCGAGAUCUGAUGUCUGCUGGCUCCCGGUCAGGGAAUUCUGCUCAGAAAGCAUCUGCGUUCCACCGAUCAUUCCACGCCUUGGACAGACUCACGACGCACAUCAGUGCAAUCGAUGCCUUUGCGAUUGCUCUCCACGCACUGUACGUGGUACUGACUCGACACAAAAUUCUCCCAUUGGCCUCUUCCCCUCAAGCGUAUUCUACCGAUAGACUACGAUAUGAGAUUCGCAUGAAGCCAUUUAUCCCUAUCACUCUACCCGAGUUGGUGCCCUUUGAAGAAUAUCAGCGCGAGGCUGCGCUCGAGGGUGACUCUGAUACCGCCAUCCUGGAACGUGCCUCCAAGGCAGUCACAGAGGCGCGAAAGGCUUGGGAGGCAACGCUUGCCAAUGGGGCCUUCAUUGAGGACCCGUCGGAUACAGCCUCGGCUUCACCCAAAGCAAUCAAAGAUGAUUGGAACCGCGAUGCAAAGGACACCAUGCGUGCCUGCAUCGGAACCAGUCUGGCUAUUGAGGUGGUCAAAAAGGCUCUGGCGGCCUCUGGUGAUGACAAGCCUCUCAACUUGGAGGUGAAGGUCCCCGAGGUUGGUAACAAAGCUCGCUGGCAUGACUGGUGGGCGGUGCCGCAGGUCUCUGAGAAGAAGUCCCAGGCUUGA
Molecule: messenger RNA, 2274 nt
Organism: Penicillium brevicompactum
Lineage: Eukaryota; Fungi; Ascomycota; Eurotiomycetes; Eurotiales; Aspergillaceae
Product: N-alpha-acetyltransferase 35, NatC auxiliary subunit
Exons: 8
Coding region: 1-2274 (757 amino acids)
Biological process (GO): N-terminal peptidyl-methionine acetylation
Cellular component (GO): NatC complex
Source: RefSeq, a predicted model, not a curated record